Didymodactylos carnosus is the source of this 3273-nucleotide messenger RNA. NCBI's taxonomy places the organism in Eukaryota, Metazoa, Rotifera, Eurotatoria, Philodinida, Philodinidae. The record is from the annotation of a GenBank genome assembly.
AUGAAUAACAACGAAAUAACAAAUGAUCAACCAUUAUUAUUAAGAAAAUCGAAAACGACAUAUACCAAUCUUAAUACCAAUCAAACUGAUUAUAUUCGAGAAAAUAAUAAACAACAACAACAACAACAAUCAACUGAUAGUAACAUUAAUAGUUCAACAUCAUCAUCUAUUGCCUCAAGUAAUGAUAGUCAAACACAAGCAUAUCAACAACAUGAUAAUGAUAGUUUACUAACAUUUGUGAAUAAAUUAUAUUGUUCACCAUCAUCAUCGAUAUUAAAAAUGAAUAAUUUAUUGGGUAAUAAUACAAAUUUAUAUGAUGGGAAUGAGCAACAUCAUGAACCAGUUAUUACAACAAAUAUAAUUGAAAAUAUGCUAACAAUACCCACUAUUAGUACACCAGAUAUUUUAGACGUUAAUAACGUUUUAGAUGAUAUAACGACAAAUGAAGAACAUUCAGAUGAAGAUGAUAAUGAAGUAGCUCAAUAUAAUAAAUUUGGAAUGUAUCGUGCCGUUUUAGGACGUGUCACUACUAAAGUAGAUGAUCAUGAACAUGCGGAAACUGGAGUGAAAUCAGGUGGUUAUGAAUUUCAUUAUGAUGUUGAUAAUCCUUUAGAAAUUUCAUGUUCAGUAUCAUUGAGUUCAGCAGACACUAUAUCAGAACAUACACAAUCACCAAAUAAUCGUUUAAGUACAAUAGUUAAUAUUGAUGGAAAUACGUUAAAAGGUUUAAAAUUAAAUACAAAUCGACAAAAAAUAUUACAGAGAACCAAUGAUAAAAAAUUAAUUGUUGAAAACGAAAAUGAGGGAGAUAUUAUGAAGGAGGCAAUGAUGACACGAUUAUGUUUAACAAGUGAUGAAGAAUUAAAUAAUAGUAAUUCAAAUUCAAAUGAUGAUAAUGAUAACGAUGAAAGUGAUGAUUCGAAUAAUUUAAAAUCGGAACCAUUAGAAAAACUUGAUUAUCUUAAAAAUAACAGAAAGGAUGAUCAUCAACGUAAUAAAAUUAAACGUACUAAUACUAAUGAUAUACAAGAACAAGAUGAAAAAUUACGUAGUUUUCGUGGAUGGCAUAUGUCAAUGUUAAAACAAAUUGAUGAAAAAUUAAAAGAAAUUGAAUUUGGAGAAACGGAUAGUGACAAUGUAAAUAAUGAUGAAGAAAUGUGUUUACAUUCGGAUGAUUCAUUAUCAUCAUCACCACGCGUUCAUAAUUUUUAUAAACGUACAUCAACAAAAACUCAUCCAAUUAAAAAAUCUUAUCCUCAUAUGAAGAAUCUAUCCAAAACAUCCUCAUCCUACAAGUCACCAGUAAAACAUGCCUCUGAUUGGUUGCCAAUAAAAAAUGUUGAAUAUAUUCGUAAUAAAAAUAAUAGACAUAUACCUGAAUCAGGUCCUUCACUAUCAAAAGUCAAUCGAUUAGAAAAUAGAAAACAUUCUCGUUCACCACCAUUAGUAUCACAAUUGAAUCGAUUUCGUACAACACCAAAGCAUAAUAGGACAACUGAGAGAAUAUCUCGUUCACCAUCAGUAGAAAAAGAGUCUAAAACACUUAUCAUCAAUUUACCACCAUCUGACGAUGAGAGAGAAGAGAAAAAUGACAAUUAUUAUCAUAAAUCAAAAAUGUAUUAUAGACCGUUAAGAAACAAAGAACAACUGCCUAGUACAAUGACCGAUUCUCAAAUGGUUGAAUUUUCAUCAGAAAUGGACAAUAAUUAUGUGAAAAAAAUGCAAAAUAUCUAUCAAAAUAAAGCGAAAGCAAAAUUUCAAAGUAAUAGAUUAAAUGAAGUACCAGAUCAUUUAGAAAAGUUAUAUGGACAUGAAAAAAAAAAACAGCCUGAUCACUAUGUACAAACAGUUCAAAACGGCAAAAAACAUGAUAAACAUUUUUAUCGUGAACAACUGCCGCAAUAUAACGAUGAUUCAUCUAGAACAUUGUAUAAAUCUUCUACUGACUUUUCACAUACUUUACAUUUGAAUGAUAAACAUUCCAAUGUUCGACGUAGUAGUUAUGAAGAUGAAAUAUCGUUAGGCAAACGUUUUCCCUCACAACAUCAAAGCGAAGAUGAACAAGAGGAAAACGGUCAACAUACACGUGAACAAAGUACUGAAAGAAGACUACGAGAUCAAAGUGCACAAACUGAUUCACCAUCACAAAAUUCGACGACCGAUUUUCAGGCAUUACUAAAUAAUUGGCAAAAAUUAAUGUCUACUUCUGUAAAUUCAACAUCGGCAAAAACUAAUGAUACACAUCAAUCUCAACCAUCAAAUAUCGAAAAACGAACAAAUAGUACAUAUAAUCUAGAUCAAAUAUCCAAUUAUGAAAAGACACGUAUAACUCGUGAAAAUAUACGAUCUAAUCAAAAUCGUCAAUUGCGUAAUGAUACACUGCAAAAUGGAUUAAUAGUAGAGUAUGAAAAGAAACAUACGGGCUAUUCGAAUAAAUCUGAUGGACAAAAUAUUCCACAAUCAAAACCCAAUGUAUCUACUAAAAAUAUGAAUAAUACUAAUGGUUCGGGUGCACAGUUUGAUCUUAAUUCAACAAAGCUAAAUAAUCCAAAUGUUUUGUCUCUAACACGAAAAAAUGGUACACGUUUCAUUCAAAAUACCUUAAACAAUAAUAAUAGAGAUGAAUCGUUAAAUAUUGUUGAUCACAAUCAGCCGAGGCUGUCUCGACCCAUUGAUCAAAUAAAAUUUUUUAGUUUACGUAGUAAAAGUGCAGCAUCAGGACGUCCCGAUCUAAUUUUUGGUGGACCAUUUACACCUGAACCACAUAUCUAUAAUGCACAAGACUAUCCACAAACACCUAUUUCCGAUAAUUCACAACAAUCUUAUUCUAAUACAUCAUUGAAAACUGCGCCUAGACGAGCAUCACUCGAACAACAAUUAGACAACUAUGGUAAUCGUGUUUCUAUUGCACGUGAUCCAGCCAUAUAUUCGGCAGAUAUUGGUCAAAUAACAGCUAUGGAUACAUCAAAUUUAGGUCAUUUAGUUGAUCUUGUUUUUGAUGAUUUACACGAUCAUAAUUCAAAUAAUUUCUAUCGUGAUUAUAAACAAUUAUUAGAUGAUAUACAAACACGUUUCAGUAUGAUAACAACACCAAAUAGUGAUGUUAGUGGUAAUCACAUGAAUGAAAAAGAACAACAAAAUAAUUUUAUUAAUCCAAGUGUAAAUAUAAAGAAUGAAUAUUCAAUUAGGCAACCUGUUUUUUUAGAAGUAGCAAAUGUUAUUAAACAACCAACAUUGUGCGAUACAUUGAUUUAUAUUCCAUCAUCACGAUAA